Messenger RNA from Entrophospora candida, 627 nucleotides. The record is from the annotation of a GenBank genome assembly. Lineage: Eukaryota; Fungi; Glomeromycota; Glomeromycetes; Entrophosporales; Entrophosporaceae.
AUGAAUGAAAAUACGCCAUUAUUAAAUAAUAGUAGCAAUGGUUCCUCCAAUGCCGAUGCUAACGGCUACAGCGCCAACCCGGAACAACUACAACAAUUACAACAAGAUAGACAUCGGAGAGGUGUAUUCAUGAAACCAAAAAUUCAUAAGGGUCCUGGUGGUGAUUAUGAUGAAUUUGAUGAGGCUUGGAUGCAGGAGCAGCGAAAAUUCAUUGAACGAGCUGGAAUGAAACCAAGCUUGAAAAAAAGGAUAAAGUUUGAUUUAGAUACUUCAAAAAAAGGAAGAUUCUGGGAAUUAUUUGAUGUUAUCAUGUCAAUGACAUUUGUCUUUUUAUAUAUUUGGAACACACAAUAUGUAAAGAUCGACCAGGACCCGAUACCAUAUCCUCGAAUUUAUCAAAAUGCAGACUUAAUUAUUGCUUGUAUUAUUUUAGUUCAAUAUCUUCCUCACAUUUGGCUUGCAGAUGAACCUCUACAAAGUUUUAUCAGUGUUUAUUCGGUGCUUACUUGGCUAUCAGUGUUUCCAGUGAUUGCAGCCUCUUUUAUAACAAUAUUUGAUGAUGAAAUUGACAAUACUUAUAUGGGAGCUGGAAUUUUGGUAGAUAAUUUAUUUGAGAAAAAAAUUUAA